Messenger RNA from Candoia aspera, 4360 nucleotides. RefSeq names its product dual specificity phosphatase 3 (gene DUSP3). Gene Ontology annotation, biological process: positive regulation of mitotic cell cycle; negative regulation of ERK1 and ERK2 cascade; protein dephosphorylation. The transcript has 3 exons. The record is from RefSeq and is a predicted model, not a curated record. Gene Ontology annotation, molecular function: protein tyrosine/serine/threonine phosphatase activity; MAP kinase phosphatase activity. NCBI's taxonomy places the organism in Eukaryota, Metazoa, Chordata, Lepidosauria, Squamata, Candoiidae. Gene Ontology annotation, cellular component: cytoplasm; cytosol. The coding region runs from base 45 to 602 and encodes 185 amino acids.
GAGCGGGGAGGCGGCCCUGCCCAUAUCGGCGGGGCGAGCGCGCCAUGUCAGAGUUCCAGAUUUCGGUGGAAGAGCUCAACGACCUGCUGGCCAACGGCAGCGGCUGUUACAGCCUCCCCAGCGCGCACAGCAACGAAGUGGCGCCCCGCAUCCACGUGGGCAACGCGUUCAUAGCCAAAAAUGUCAUGCGCUUACAACGCCUGGGUAUCACCCAUGUCCUCAAUGCAGCAGAAGGCAAGUCUUUCAUGCAUGUGAAUACAAAUGCUGAAUUUUAUGAAGGAACUGGUAUCACCUACCAUGGCAUCAAGGCCAACGACACCCAGGAGUUCAACCUCAGCCGUUAUUUUGAAGAAGCUGCUGAUUUUAUCGAUAAGGCGUUAGCACAGAAAGAUGGUCGAGUGUUCGUCCACUGCCGCGAAGGCUACAGCCGCUCACCCACCCUCGUCAUCGCUUACCUCAUGCUCCGGCAGAACAUGGAUGUCAAAAGCGCUGUCAGCACCGUCCGGCAGAAACGGGAGAUCGGCCCCAACGAUGGCUUCUUGAGGCAGCUGUGCCAGCUCAACGAGAGGCUGGUGAAGGAGGGCAAGCUGAAGAAGGCAUAGCCACUGCCUAGCCCUUGGCCUUUCUGCACUCCUCGCCAAAACACUACUAGUUGCUUUGGGUUGAGGGCUCCGGCCGCCAGGCUGCCCAAGCGAGGCAGGAGAAAGCUCCAGUUGCUUCCCCAAAGGCUGGGUGGGCCUGGCGGUUUCGAGUAGGUACCAGAGAGUUACUGCAGUAUUGUGGCCCCCUUAACGUGGACCCCCACCUUGUCCAGCCAGGCACCAGCUCACAUGUCUUUCUUUUGGAAUCUGUUGAAUAGAGUUUUUAUGUGUGAGAAAGAGGGGAGGAAAGCUGAAGGGCUUGGUUUCUAAGCAUUUUGUACCAUGACUGUAUGUGUCUUAAGUUUCACAGGAUCUGAUUUUGCUCUUGUCCUCAUUUGCUUAGCCAGCUGUUCCUUCCCCCAGCCCCCUUGUAGAUCUAAUGGAGGACUUCCUUCUUCUUCACACGCAUAGAGGUAAGGGCUGUCCUUUACAUGGGUGGCAGCCUAGGUUGAAGGUGUGGGCUUGAGGGGGCUGGGCUGUAGUCCAUGUGAUUCAUGUGCAGGGAGCAUCGGGGUUCUUUGUGAUUUCCCCAGAAGGUUUAUAUAGAUAACCCGCCUUCUAAAACUGUAGACUUCAGGUGGCAGAGCAGUGCUGGAUUCAUUUCUCCUCUGCUGAGUCCCGGGAAGGUUUUAGAGGAGGAAGCCCUACCUUGUUGAACCAGGCUUUGACAUUCAGCUCCAAUCUAUUUCACAAUUUUAAGAAUGGUAGAAUUUAAAAAUGAACAGACUGUUGAGGUCAUCUAGUCUGCACAUAAAUGUGCAAGUGCACCCACAUGCACGCAGAUUCUGUGCAGGAAGAAUCUCUGCAACUGUGGCUCUCCAGGCUGCUUAAUACCUUCAGCAAAGGAAAUCCCAUUUCCUUCUGAGGCAAGUUAAGUCCACCAUCCAGCAGUUCUUAGCUGCUAGAAAAGUUUGUGCUAAUGUUUUGCUGCAAUCUUCUUGCUUGGCCCUUCUACCCAUUCCUUCAAUUCCUACUUUCUAGAGAAGAUUUUCUCGGCCACUUGAAGAUGUGUGGACUUCAACUCCCAGAAUUCCCCUGCCAGCAUUGCUGGCAGGGGAAUUCUGGGAGUUGAAGUCCACACAUCUUCAAGUGGCCAAGGUUGGGAAACACUGUUCUAGAGCCACAGAGAACAUGCUGAUCCUUUUUCUGUGUCAUACCUUUCAGCUAUUUGAAGAGAGCUAUAUGGUUGCCUCUUAGUGGUGAUGCUGGGCGCUCCCAUUCUCUGGAACCAGGCUUCUAUCUAGAAUAGGUCAUAAGCAAUAAAUUGAGCCAGGAUCAGGGUCAAGCAUUUCUGCAAAGAGGCACAUCUGGCUGUCAAAUGUAUGCGUGGGAGCGUUUGUGUGUACGCCACACACACCACCACCGGCACCACAUACCUCUUUUGCUUAUGCUAGUUGAAGUAGGCCCCUUGGAUCAUCACGAGAUGGGAGAAUUAACACUUAGUAAAAAGAAGCACAAUUUCUUGUCACCAUGUAAUCUUUCUGUAUAGCUGUAUUUGAUAUAAAUGUGGAUGUAAAAUACUGAGACACACACACACACACACGCAAUGAAAAAGCCAUCUAAGAACAAGCUGUUAAUGUAGUAAUAUUUUGUAUAUAUUGUUGACAUAGGUAGGUUUACAGCUUCUGGUGUUAGAAGCAAAUUCUCCCCACUCUCCCCCCCCCCCUUUUUUUCCCUGUUCUGUUCUUUUUCCCUCUGUGUGUCUACAAAAUCACCAGGACGUACCUCUGGUUCCAAUACUGUUGGUACGAUUUUGGCGCUGCUAGGCUGCAGUGAUGAUAGAAAUGGCUGGUUUCCUGUUGAGCUUCAAUGAGGGAUAUUAGCAACCUGCUUCCUCUUGGCCCGAGGUCUUUGCCAAUAGUAAUAGUAGUUUUUGAAAUGCUGGAUUUGCUAAGUGGAACAAAUUAGCCUAAAUAAGCUGAUCACAUGAUUUAAUUUAUUCUGGCAACACAGAUAUUCAUAGCCUUGUGUGAGAGCUAUGUUGUAUAGAAUUCUAUGUGGUUACGUUUGAGAUCUCUCCCACCCCCCCAUCUUAUUUUCUACAUGGUAGCACUACUGAAAUUUUUCAGAAUAGAUUUUUCUGACUGCGCUUUCCAAAAUGGUCUUCUUUUUAUCCCUCUUAAAAAGAUCAUUGGCUGGAGAUUAUGAAAUUAUAUUCCAGCAACAGACUGAGAUAGGCUGCUAUACGUUUUUAUUUUAUUGUAUUCCACUGCAUGGAAUACAAAGACACUGUAUCGUUUCAUUUUUAUUUUUUGAGGUGUGAGGGAGAUACAUGGAUAUAAUUCUGCUUCCUGUUCUACCUCUCAUUUCCACCCCAUCUGCAGCGGCUUCUGGCCAAGUGAUGAUGUCAAGGGGGCCCAAGUUCAAAUCUCCAUUCAGCCUUGAAGUUCAAUCUCUGGAUGAUGCUGGGCUGCUCCCUAUCUCUCAGCAAAACCAACUUCCCUUAUUGUUGUGAACAUUAAAUAUGGGGCAGGAAAAAUUACACUGCCUUAUAUUCCUUGGAGAAAAGGUGAGCUAUUGAAUCAAUAGAAUGCUUGCCCUGCCUUUCUCUCCCAUGCAUUUCACCCCCAAUCAUGUGUUGGUACCCGCACUUCUUAGCAGCCAUAUUGGUGCGGUUGCUGAUCAAAGCACAUAUUUAGACUGCUCUCUUGGGUUCACAGAGAAAUAUUCUAAAAAUGGCAAACCCAAUAAUGUAGAUAGCUUUUAAAAAAAAAACUCUACAGAACUUUGAGUUGUAAAAACUUUUGGGUUAUAUCAUUGGAAAUUUUUGGGUUGUAUCAUUAGAAAUCAGAGCUUCUGGCACAAGUUUCCAGGCACUCUGAGCUCUGGAACCAGAAAUGAACCACUGCCAACCCCUUACCUGCUUCCACUGCCUUGUUUCUUGCCAUCCUCUCUUGUCUGUGAGGAUGCCAAGUCUGCCCCUUCCAGCCCAGAGUUACAGCCUUAAGUUAGUGGUGGAGCACACGCUUUGCAUGCAUGCAAAAGUCUCUGAUCCACUCAAACCCUGGCAUCUCCUGAUAAAAAGAGGAAAUAGUCUGUUGAGCAGCGAUCAGGAAGAGCCACAGCCUGCUUAGGCGGAUGGUACUGGGCUGGCUGGAUUAGUAGUGUCAGUUGGGCAUAGGGCAGCUUUGCUGUUCCUAAGGAGGAAACAGUAGCUCACUGUUGCUUUAAAAAAUUGCUUACAAACUUCUUGACUAAACAGUGAAACCUGCAAUCCUCUAUACCUGCAACUGUCAUUAUUCCUGUUUGUGCAGAGGAUGAUGAAAGCCGUGACUCAACCCAGUGGAGGAUGCAAAAUUGGGGAAGGUGGAGGUAUUACCAUAUUCCAAUCAAAGUCCUGUAAUUAAAAUGGGACUUACUGUGAAUAAGGAUGCAAGCUCAAACCCAUUUUCCCCCCAAAGAAAUAACAUGGAAAUACAUUUAUUGUGAGAGCCCACGGCUUAGAUGCUCUGUGUGUGAGGAUCUGGAGGUAGGGAUGGUGUGCUCUUUGUCUGCUCUUGAAGCCCUGUGUUGCUGUUACGACAAACUGGCUAAGAACUUAAUGACUGCUAUGCUGAGAAAAAGGGGUCAAACAGCCAGGAGAUGUUCAACAAUGAAAGGAAAGGGGAUAACCUGUCCGAAGCAUCUGUGUUUUCUCUUAAGUGUGUUGCGAUAUUUGUCAUUUGUUAGAGGGGAGAGAGUCCACAAAUGUUCAAUAAAACCGACUCUGUGGCAUUCAA